Messenger RNA from Trichoderma asperellum CBS 433.97, 2103 nucleotides. RefSeq lists its product as uncharacterized. Gene Ontology annotation, molecular function: hydrolase activity, hydrolyzing O-glycosyl compounds. The record is from RefSeq and is a predicted model, not a curated record. Gene Ontology annotation, biological process: carbohydrate metabolic process. Lineage: Eukaryota; Fungi; Ascomycota; Sordariomycetes; Hypocreales; Hypocreaceae.
AUGCCUGAUGUUCAGCCUCAGUUUCACGACUCGGAAGAGUAUCCUCGCCCCGAUUUCCAGCGCUCGGGAUCGCGCUGGCUGUCGCUCAACGGCCCCUGGGACUUUCUCUUUGACGACGACGACGUCGGCUUAACGCUCCGCUGGCAGCAGUCCGGCCUGCCAUCCGAAGUCGCCGUCAAGAAGACGCUCGCAAAGAGCGAGGCAGAGAACCAGUCCGAAAGCGACGCCAUCACGCAGCGCAUCGCCGCCGGCACGCAGGACCUCCUCAAGAACAACGUCUUCACGCGGGGCUCCUCCGCCGCCGCCGCCCACCACAAGCGCCCCAUCACCGUGCCCUUCGUGUUCCAGUGUCCCGCCUCGGGCAUCAACGAGCGCGGCAUCCACGAAGUGCUCUGGUACGAGCGCGCCAUUGCGGAUCUGCGCAACGCCAGCGAGCGCGACGAGGGCCGUCGGGUGCUACUCAGGUUCGGCGCCGUCGACUACGAGGCGUCUGUUUGGCUCGACGGGAGCCUCGUCGGGAGCCACCGCGGGGGGCAUGUCCCCUUCCAGCUGGACAUCACCGACGUGCUGGACGCACAGAGCCGUGACACGCAUCGGCUGACGGUCCGGGUGUAUGAUUCGGCCCACGACUUGACGCAGCCGCGGGGGAAGCAGUACUGGGGGGCGCAGCCCGAGAGCAUCUUUUACACGCCCUCGGGAGGCAUCUGGCAGUCUGUGUGGCUGGAGGUGGUGCCGGCGGCCCGAAUUGCGGACAGCAGCCACGGCACUGUGGUUCGGUCGAAUGACAUCCAUGCGGGAGACGUCUAUUUCGACAUUGCGGCACAAGGCUUGCAAGCGGGCCACAAAUACGUCGUUGAGGCGGACAUUAGUUUUGCAGGCCAGCUGGUCUCCCAGUCUUCCAAGGUGGAUGUGAAAGAGGCAUCGGGCAAGUUUCGUCUGAGUGCUCGGCUGUCCAAGGAAAACAUUGCUGCUCUCGCCGAAUCGGUGCUUCAAAAUGCACCCCUGGAUGAUGCUUCCUGCUGGCGGGAUGGUGUCGCUCUUUGGUCACCGGAGCAUCCUCAGUUGUAUGACGUCUCGAUCAGGCUCUUUGAUUCGUUUUCAGGGAGACAAGUUGACGAAAUCAAGACAACCACGGGCAUGCGAUCCAUCCAAUGGUCUGACGGUCUGUGGAGGCUGAACGACGCUCCUUACUUCCAGAUGUUGAAUCUGGACCAAGGCUAUUGGCCAGAAUCCUUCUUGACUCCCGAGUCCUCUCACAGCCUAGAAGCAGAUAUUGAAUGCGCCAAGAAGAUGGGCUUCAAUGGCUGUCGAAAGCAUCAAAAGGUUGAGGAUCCACGGUUUUACUACUGGGCAGACCGAAAGGGAUAUCUGGUCUGGGGUGAAAUGGCGAGCGCCUAUCAGUUUAGUCGGGAAUACGUUGAUCGUUUCAACCAGGAAUGGACAGAGUCUGUCAAGCUGGCAAUCAACCAUCCCUCAGUGGUGACUUGGACGCUGGUGAAUGAGAGCUGGGCGUAUACUUCGCUCAAGGAUGACGUUGAGCAACGCAAUCACAUUCGCUCUCUCUAUUAUCUAACCAAGACAUUGGAUCCCACGCGGAGCAUCAACGACAAUUGCGGCUGGGAGCACGUUUGCACCGAUCUUACCACCUUUCAUGACUAUAGCGAUGCCCCAGAACUAGAAAAGACGUGUGCAAGUCUGGACGCCAUUCUUGGUCCAAAAGCCGGGCGAGACAUGUUUGUGGGCGAAAUCGCAAACGCAGACAAGGGCGCUGCUCACAACCCAACCGCGCCAAUCAUCUGCACCGAGCUUGGUGGAAUCAACAUUGCCUUGGCAAAGACGGAUGCCGAUGGCGAGGAGUCUCGCGACUGGGGAUACACCACCGCUACUGAUCCUGAUGACCUCUUGAAGAGGAUAGAGAGGAUGGUCAAGGGUGUUGCUGGAGGUGGCCAUUGCUGCGGAUUUGUUUAUACACAGCUGACGGACAUUGAGCAGGAGACGAAUGGGCUUUAUUCACAGACUCGGUGCGAGAAGUUGGAUGCGGCAAAGGUUAAGGCGGUUUUUGAGGAGGCAGCGCAGAUUUUCUAUAAGCGGGUUAACGCGUGA